Porites lobata is the source of this 3412-nucleotide messenger RNA. The record is from the annotation of a GenBank genome assembly. NCBI's taxonomy places the organism in Eukaryota, Metazoa, Cnidaria, Anthozoa, Scleractinia, Poritidae.
AUGAAUUCAAUCGCAGGCGAUCAAAGAGACGAACUAGAAGAAGAAGCGUGUGGUAUUCAACCAUCCAGAGGUGACCACAUCUGUUUUGCUACCAUGUUAAUCAAUUAGUGGAGCUCAUGUUUGGCAAAUGGCACUGCGAUAAUUUAACAGCGCUUGCUUGCAAGAAGCGUAUUCUCUAACAGCUAAAUUAACAAGUCUUAAGCUUAAAUAGGCGGCAAAAGUUUGUUUUCUGUAAAUAAGCUUCUUUACUUGUCAAUAUGCGAUUUUUCUUUCGAUAUUUCAAAGAUUUAUCUCCCAACCAGAUUUAAACGACAGAAGGGUAAAAUUUGGCGCCAAUUCGCUAAGGACUCUCAAAAUCUCAAAAUCUAACAAUAUAAAGUUUACCGUAGCUUUUCUAUAAGCUUAUGUCCAAGGCAACCUUAACAAUUCCUUAGAUUUAAACUUUUAUAAUUGUUUUCCCUAAUUUACCUAGAUGAAGACAUCAGCAAGUGGUCAGAAGAAGAUGUUUCUUCAUGGCUAGCUGACGAGGGCUUCAGUGAAGAGGGACCUAUGUUUGCAGGUUUGAAAUGCAAACGUUACUCUGUAUUUGGAGCUGAAAUUUUCCAUGACCUGAGAGAUUUCGUCUGUAUGUUUUGUUGGCGGUUUCAUAUAUUUCUUGGUUUAGAAAAUUUUUCACUCAUAUAGGUUAAACUUGCCAAUCAUGUGCACAUUUUAUGAUCAACACAAGGUACAGAUUUUUUCUAAAUUAAAUCGUACACUUGUACUUUUGCUUUGACAGGCCAAAAAAUCACUGGGAAGGCCUUGUAUGGUCUUGAGAAAGGGGAUCUGAAGGAGAUUGGUGUUACCUCAAUGGGAAGGAGAUUGGAGAUGUUUGCCAAGAUUACUGAGCUACUACAUGGACAGGGAGGAAAAGUGGGAGAUAAGUCAGGUGAUUUUUCAGUUUUGGUGGAAGUGUGUAGUCAGCACUGUAAUUUUUUAUUAUCGCUUCACCUUGGAAAAAAGUCGAAUGACCAACCUUUCUUCAUUACUUUGUUGUUUUUCAAUGUAACUGGUUGAAGCACUUUGAAACCAUUCACUUGGACUGGCCUAAAAGUGGUUACACUGAUCGAAAACAUCUUAGCCACACAUUUCAGGGAGAUGACACCAAAAAGCUUUCAAUAACUUUAAAAUUUUUAUCAUUCAGUUUCUGGCCCAGCUUGGAAAAAAAAAAUAACCAAGGCAGAUCGAAGUACCUGGAGUCCAAGCCAGAAAUCACAGUAUCUUGAAAAGUAAGUAACUAAUUACAGUGUACCAUUGUUUAGAAAUUGCAUAACUACACUGCACUCUUAUUAUCAAUGACUAGUAUAGGGUUAGUUGUCAAAAAGAUUGAAAGUAGAAGGUGCAAUGAAUUAAGUAGCCAGAUCAGCACACUAGUGGUUGUUUUAGUUUACGUUUGUUUUGUAAAAGGGGCAUCAUACAGUUACCUUUACCUCUGUAAUCACAUAAUAAUUGUACAGUUUUUGUCCAGAGAUGGCUAAGAUUGAGGCACAUAUCAAUGACAACAUUGAACACAAAAGAAACAUUGCCCCCUAAUGGUUGACAUUAUGAAUGUUGAAAUACGGAGACCACAAUAUAUUGCAUUCAUUUCUGGUGCUAACAUUUAAGUACAUUUUCUUCAGAAUUUCCAUCCUUAAUCGGGAGGCUGCUGUCAUCUGGCCAGGAAAUACCAAACUAUACAUUAAGGGGAAUGGAUCAACUAGGUUGAAAAUGGAGGAGUAUAUUACUCGCAUGGAAAAAACAUGUACUAUCCCAGACAUAGGCUUUGGUCGAGGUGAGAUUCAGUCAUUUCAACAUUAGCACUUCAACCACAAUCUUUUAUAUUACUAUGUGAAUUCUAUGUAUACUACAAUAUGGAAUUCGUAUUCCAGUAAAUUCUUACUAUAGCACAAGAUAUUUGAGAUAAAACCAACAAAUUAUGCUGAGUAUCAGUAAAUGCAAUCAACUGUGACAGGUCUCUUAAACUUACCAUCUUACCUCUGAAUCAACUUUGAACAUGUUAUAUGGUAUGCAUGGUCACAUCCUUUCUACACAGAAUAAUAAUAAUUGAACAGUGCAAGAACAUGACUAUAAGGAUGUUUCUUUUUGUAGAGGCAAUGAAAUCGCAUCUGUUACAGUGGUUUCAUGAAAAGAACCGAAAAAUUCAAGAUGGUUACGACUAUGAGGUAAUGUAACACUUAUAAAUAAAUAAAUAUAUAUUACUGGUGAUAAAGAAGAGAAGCUCUUUUAUUCACUUGUACAUUUACAAAAUUCAGUUUCAUGUAUUUCUCGAUGUCCCAAUUUCAUGAAUCAGUUCUAACUUGUACAGUACAGUACAAAUAAGCUUGAGGUCUUCAAAUCCAUGAAAAAUGAAGUGUUGUCAACUUAAUGGUUCAAGGGGAUGUUGGUUGUAAAUACAUGUAUGGCCCUAUGCCCAUCACCCUCUAUGAAAGAAGCAUUUUGUGUCAGUCAUGGUUCUUGUCAAGUGCCAGCGGCAGACUUUCUUGUGUCAACUCACAGACACAGCCACCUUGCCAUCUAAUAAAAAAAUACUUAAAUGAGAACCCUGGCAUGUGCUCUAGCUCAAAACAGAAUACUCUUGUGCAUGCUUUGAUUUAUAGCCAAUAAUUAUUGUUUACAUUUUCUAGGCCACUCACAAACCUGCAAAACGGGCAAAAAGAGCAUCUUCAGCAAAUAGUUCAGAUACAGAAUCUACAUUGUCAGUUUCUUCAUCGUGUCCAAGUUCAGUUACUGAAGGUUUGUCAUAAGACAUCUUACCAUUUUCACUUAGCAUCUGCAGCCAAAUUAUGAUGCCUUGAUACCUUAUAAGUGCAUGCAUAUGUGACUGCCAGGAUACAAAACCAAACUUCAAACAAUGCAUUCUGUGUCGAAUACAUUGGUCACAAAUGUAUAGAAUAGUUGUACACAUGUACAUCAUGAUCCAUUUCACCUUUUUGUUUUAAUUUCAGUUAUUGUUUAUAACACUAAUUGUAUUGCCUUUCAACAUAGCAUUUUCAUUUCUUUUCUAGAUGAGGAAGAUGAAGACAGCAGUGACGUCAAUGAUAUGUCUGCCAAAUCAGCUGAAGUUGUUAUUGUUGAAUUUUUCAAUGUCCAAUCCAUUCACUUCCUAACUGUUAGAAAACACUUGCUACCACUGGGGAAAGGUCUAAAUGUGAAAACUAGAAGUUUAGGAAAAUAUGACCUAUUACUACCUUUAGCAAAGGCCCUUUUUAAGAAUGGCCAUGUUUCCAAAAAAGAGGAUAAUAUCAAUUACAAAAACAUAAAGAGAAACCAGAUAAAGGUGGUGACUGAUGUUAAUUCUUUGAUUAGUAGCAAGAGUGGGGACUCUAUCGAGUCAGAAGAAGUUGAAGAUGGAUCUAGUAAAACUCACGUUUAA